AUCUAUUGUGACAGUUACUUCGAUCAUACUUCACAAUUUCACAUGAACGAUUAAUAUAACCUAUUUGCCAUGCCACUAAUAAAUAUAUAACCUCUUACUAUUCAUUGUCAAAAUUUAAGACUUUUUAAUUAUAGAGUGAAAAACACAAUUACCAAAAUGACUUCUAGAGAAAAUCACAAAAGGAAACUUUCCAAAUCAAUUUUGGAAAUGAAAUUCAUGAAAAGAACAAAAGAAAAGUUUCAACAGGAGCAAGAAGAUGAGGAAGGUAGGAAUAUGUAUAGCAAUGAAAUCACAGACAAAAUGAGACACAACAAAGGAUCACAAUAUAUAGAAGAAACAAGUUUUGCCAUAUGUGAAGACUUACUUAUUGGUAGACUAUCAUACAAAGGUAUGAAUCCUGAAAUUGAAAGAAUUCUUGAACUCGAAGAAUUAGAAAAGGCUGCCAAAGAACCAAAAGAUGAGGCAGAUGUUACAGAUAAAGAGAUGACAAAAAAUAUUAUAUAG
Ctenocephalides felis (cat flea) is the source of this 504-nucleotide messenger RNA. RefSeq names its product M-phase phosphoprotein 6-like. The record is from RefSeq and is a predicted model, not a curated record. Lineage: Eukaryota; Metazoa; Arthropoda; Insecta; Siphonaptera; Pulicidae. Gene Ontology annotation, biological process: maturation of 5.8S rRNA.